Molecule: messenger RNA, 1241 nt
Organism: Brachypodium distachyon (stiff brome)
Lineage: Eukaryota; Viridiplantae; Streptophyta; Magnoliopsida; Poales; Poaceae
Exons: 2
Coding region: 276-923 (215 amino acids)
Molecular function (GO): protein binding
Source: RefSeq, a predicted model, not a curated record
GGCCACCUUAAAUGUGGGAGGAGGUGGAGAGAUUUGAGUCAUUAAGGUCACUCUACUUGUCACCCUUUAAUGCCUGGCCUGCCCUCUCCUUAAUGGGGUUGGAUGAAGGCCAUUUAAGAACCCUUAUUUAGUGUCCACGCCCUCCCCUGCAUGACCCCAUCAAUCGAUCCAAAGCCUCGUGUACAAGAGAGACGACUCACUCACCGAAUUUUCCUCCUCCUCCUAUAAACUUCACAGGCUCGCACCCUAGAGUUCCACAGAUAUCAUCAGCCAAGAUGACCACUGAAUACCUUAGAGUGGAGAAGCUCCAUCAUGGGGUGAGUGCCAAGAGGAUGGAGAUGCAACCGGAGCUGUCGCUUGGCCCGACGUGGCCAGCGCUGGGCUUCGCCUCGGCGAAGAGCACCAAGAGCUCGUCGUCCGAGUCGGACGGGACCUCCCGGAAGAAGAGGAAGCACUACACCUGGGAGGAGCCUGUGUCACACCCGAACCUGGAGCUCCAUCUCAAUGACCCCCUGCCCCUGGACUGGGAGCAGUGCCUGGACCUCCAAUCUGGAAGGAUGUAUUACCUGAACAGGAAGACGUUGAAGAGGAGCUGGAUCAGGCCCAAGGAGCAGGGCGUAAACCUGGAGCUCAACAUGUCGACCACACCGAUGAACGUCGGCGUCGUGGACGGCAACAACGGUGCCGCUUUCCCCACUCUCCCACAAGUGACAGAGAGGGCGGAUGCCGUGAGCAGCUCCGGAGGCAACAUGAUCGCCGUGCCGUGCGCCAACUGCCACCUCCUAGUCAUGCUCUGCAAGUCCUCCCCUUCCUGCCCCAACUGCAAGUACGUGCAGCCGUUGGCACCGGCAAUGCCACAGGCAGCUCAUCGGAGGCUCAAUGCUGCAGUGAAGCCGCUGGAGACUCUGAGCCUUCUCCACUAGGAAGGUCGCAAGCCGGCCGACCUGCUUGGCCGGACAGAUGGUUGUAGAAAGUAUACCCUGGUACCUAGUCCAUGAGUUAGUAUUUGGGUGUGAGGGAUCGACUAUGUUAAUCAAGGGCCUUACAUAGAAUUAAUGGUGAGGUGAGGUUGGCAGGUGAAACUAUAUAUGUGUUAAGUCGUAAUUAAUUAAUAGUAAUGGCGAUAGAUGUGCUAGCAAGAGAUUGGUACUGGACUACUGGUACAUGAGAGUACGCUUACUGUUGUCAUGGUCUUGAAUGAAACUGAGGCAAUAGGGCAGUGAAGGUGCCGUCCUUGCUCU